This is a messenger RNA of Ostertagia ostertagi, 444 nucleotides long. The record is from the annotation of a GenBank genome assembly. Lineage: Eukaryota; Metazoa; Nematoda; Chromadorea; Rhabditida; Trichostrongylidae.
AAUGUGUUUGUUAUUUGUACGUGCUCUGAUAACUCGUUCUCUCCAGUGUGUAGACUUGUUCGAGUGAAGUUCAUUGUUCUUUCAGCACACAGUACAAUGGGUCGCCCAAAGAAGACAGCAGCAGCCUCAUCACCCAAGAAAGUCAAGUCACCGAAGAUGAAAGCCGAAAGGAAGAAGAAGGACCCGAAUGCACCGAAACGCGCUCAAUCCGCCUACAUGCUUUGGUUGAACGAGAAUCGCGCCAAGCUGUCGAAGCCAGGCAUGAGCGUCGUCGAUGUGUCCAGGGCCGCCGGUGUCGAAUGGGCCACGGUGAAGGACAAGUCUAAGUGGGAGAAGAUGGCAGCCGAGGAGAAGAAACGGUACGAGAAAGAGAUGGCAGCAUACAAAGCUGGUGGAUCAUCAGGUUCAUCACCAAAGAAGGCCGGCAAAGCUAAGGCGAAGUAA